Messenger RNA from Rosa chinensis, 913 nucleotides. RefSeq lists its product as uncharacterized. The record is from RefSeq and is a predicted model, not a curated record. Bases 1 to 687 code for a protein of 228 amino acids. The transcript has 4 exons. NCBI's taxonomy places the organism in Eukaryota, Viridiplantae, Streptophyta, Magnoliopsida, Rosales, Rosaceae.
AUGGCUCAGGAGAAGCCUUGUGCCCCAUUCUGCAUUUCAUACUUCAAUUCUCCCUUUUCUCUGCUCACUCUAAUUCUGUUAUCAAAUUUGUUUGCAGUAAGAACAUGGCUGAAGCUCUGUAUAGUUGACAUUCCCCUGCAGCGUUUGGGUUCCAUCACCCUUGAUAAUGUUGAAAGAGAGCUGAGACCGGUCAUAGGUGUUGACACAGAAGCUGCAAACAUCACCCGCAAUCUUGAAGCUGUUCAAGCUGUGCUUGAGGAUGCUGAGAGCAGACAACUGAAGGAGGACACUGUGAGGCUUUGGUGGAAUGAUCUUACACAACUUUGCUAUGAGAUGGAAGAUGUGUUGGAUGAGAACACUGAAGUUCAAAAAGCCGAAUGGAGAAACAAGAAAAUGGAGGUGAAGAUGGCAUUGUUGCGAAGAAGAAGUGUCACUGAUGUUUUUGCUGUUUUACGUGGAAAGCAUUUUGCUGCAUUUGGUUACUUAUCAGUGAACCAAUGGAUUACGAGUGCAAAGGGUCUUCACAAACAUUCACAAUCUGUUCUUCCUUUGGUUUGCUAUCUGUGCUGGAUCUUCUAUCACUCUUAUAGCCCCUCAAGUUCAUUUGGCAAUGGUGCGGCAAAGCGGGCAAACGCCCCUAUGUCAAUUACAGCAGACAAAAGAUCAGCUGAUCAGGAGGGAGAGUAAAAGAGGAAAGCAAAGCCUGUAACAUCUGCAUAUUCCUUAAAAAGUUCUCUGUGGUAUGCCUCCGGCAAUGCUUCUGAGACGGAGGUGAAUCUGAACUGGGGAGACGAAGUUUGUCAAUGUCAGGCGAGCCCUCUGUGUGAUUUAGUGUUCUCUCGAGGCUUCUAUUUUGAGAGAACUCUAUGUCCAGCCAUCACUAAGAUAGAGUUGCUGCCUGUGUCUUGUGUUA